GAAGUUGGUAAGGCAGGAAAGAAGGGUAAAAAUAGCCCCACCAACGCCACUCCGACUAAGCAGAAUUUCAAUGAUUUAAUUUUGUAACUUUGAUCAAUUCCCAUUUCCACCUUCGUUUUGCGACUUUCGCAACCCGUCAAUCCGGUUGUAAGGCCACAACCUUUUUUACAAACCAAAAGUCCUCGACGUCUGGUUUUGGUACCUAAUCCUCUAUCAGGAUUUUGUCUUCAUUAUUUCCAAUUGCGCUCCUAAAAUCUGAGCGAUUUUGGUACAUACGGCAUUUGCGACUCUGUGACCUACCUAGGUAGUCGCAUAGAAGAAUUAAAGCCUCACCAACCCCUCCCCCUCCAUUAGGUAUUUAUUUUGAGCGCAACAUAGAAAGUCGAACCGUCAGAAUUGGAACUAAUAAACUCUGUUCAGCCGUCGCUUCCGUUCUUAACAUAUCUUGUGCUCUGCAGAAGCAUCAAUCUUCCCCUCAAUCUACUUCAACCUCCCGCCAACACUACUUGCGACCAAUUCGCCAAAUUCUCCCGUUUGUAUUUCCAUCCAUAAUGGCCACCAUCACUGGGAGCAGACCCGCGGGUGCGGCUCUGCAUAAUCAGCAGGAACCCGCGCCGUCCUCCCAUCAAUACACUUGCAACACAUGUCAAGUAGCCUUCCGUUUUGCCGACACCCAGAAAGGCCACAUGAAGAGUGAUUGGCAUCGAUACAAUCUUAAACGUCGCGUUGCAUCGCUUCCUCCCAUUUCGUCUGAAGUCUUCACCGAGAAGGUCCUUCAGGCUCGUGCUGCGACCAGCGCCGAGGCGGACCGUGCCGGCUUUCAGCAGAUCUGCGAAGUCUGUCAGCGGACUUAUUACAGCGAGAAUUCUUUCCGAAACCAUAUUUCGAGUCAGAAACAUAAGGCACGCGAAGCAGCUGUACACCAUCGGGGACCUAGUCAAGAUGAUGCCAGUUCCGUUAUGAGCUCUACCUUCUCUCUCGGUGAUCCCAUACAUUCAAAUAGCAGCGAAAUUGACCCUAUUGCCGACAAUGAGUUCAAUGAAGUGGUUGAAGGUAUUCAAAAAACCAGCUUGACAGACCGUCCUUCCCCAGUUAAGCGGCCAUCAAAUCCCCAUCCUUCUGCCGAGGCACAGCACAAGAGAGAACACCCCGUAUCAGAAGAUGCUAGUGAGGCAACCUCUAGCACUUCAACGCCUGUUCCGAACCUUACGUUGAAAUCAUGUCUAUUCUGCAACUAUGAUUCGCCAACUGUGCCUCUCAACGUUGUUCACAUGGAACGCAUCCAUAGUAUGUUUAUUCCCGAGAAACAAUAUUUGGUUGAUCUCGAUGGCCUUAUUGGAGCAUUACAACAACGGAUUCAGGAGUUUCACGAAUGCCUAUAUUGCGGAAAGGUCAAGAACAGCGCGCUUGCUGUACAAACGCAUAUGCGUGAUAAAGGUCAUUGCAAGAUACCUUAUACUUCAGAAGAUGAGCAGGUUGAGAUCGGCGACUAUUAUGACUUCAGAAGCACAUACUCGGAUGGCGAAGACUCGGAAGAUGAGUCGGUUGAGGAUGGUCAACAGAAUGGAGGGGCUAAGCUUGGGGCUAGACGAUCGGCUAAGGCAGUAGGCGAAGAUGGAGACGAGGUCAUGGAUGAUGAAGGUUGGGAAACCGAUAGUUCUACUUCAUCUUGCAAGUCUGAAGAUCUAGGUCCUAUUCCUGUCGAUAAUCACCUUCGGCAGUAUGAGCGACUCGAGAAGCAUCCCCACCACUCAUCUCGCGAUCCCCGACACCACCACCAAAUGGAUGGUUGGCACUCGCAUGCUCACAGGCAUCGUGCUAUCUUUUAUGAUGAUACCGAGUUACAUCUGCCUUCAGGUCGUGCAGUCGGUCACCGGUCUCUGGCCAAGUAUUAUCGCCAGAACCUACACAAUUAUCCUACAGCGGAGGAGCGUGCUGAGAGACUUGCUAUCGAAGCAGCUUCAGCCGAAGGUGAUGAUAUGGAUAUUGACAACGAUGAGAAGAAGGGCAACGGCCAGGUUAUUCGACGCGAAGGUCGCGGACGUAAGGGUGCCGUCGUAAGCCGAGCGAACGGUGGAACUGGCAUGUUAGGAGUAACAGAUCAGAAGAAGAAAGAGGUGGUUCGUGCCGAGCAGAGAAGCCGUAAGCAAGAGCACAAGGCGGCGAGACAGAAGGAGUGGGCACUUAACAAGCAAGCCAACCACCAAAAGUAUUAUAACUACCAGAUCUUGUAAAACUUUAGGCAAGAUUUUGGAGUGUCUUGCAGCAUGGCUCAGGAACCGGAAGUGUUACCUUACCGUCAUGGACAAGUGCCUAGGUACAAGGGUAUUCUAUGGUAUUCUAUUCUAGUCGGACUGCAAAUUUAACUUGGCAGACCGAACUAUGUAGUCGGUAUAUAGAAGACGCAGUUGACAAUAGUAAAACAACGUUGCGCUUAUGAAGGCUUUUGUGCAAUGGUAGUUACAGACUUACAGGCCGUUGAUAGGUAACUCGGGAUAGGCACGGGAAUAUGACGUCGGGCCAAGAUAAGGUACCUUACCUUAGCACAAUACAAGGUCGUGUGCUAUGUCCAGGAUAAGUCGGAUAAGGCACUUAGGUUAACUCUAUCUAGGUAGGUACCUAGGUAUUCAAACCUGCAUAGGUUAGGUUAGGUACUGACAGACACACCGCUGAGCCAAAAGUGUAUUUCUUAAUAGCACAAGUGCUAUUACAGUCUAUCUGACCAUGAGUGGUAUU
Messenger RNA from Daldinia caldariorum, 2736 nucleotides. Its product is annotated as C2H2 type zinc-finger-domain-containing protein. NCBI's taxonomy places the organism in Eukaryota, Fungi, Ascomycota, Sordariomycetes, Xylariales, Hypoxylaceae. The record is from RefSeq and is a predicted model, not a curated record. Gene Ontology annotation, biological process: ribosomal large subunit biogenesis. The transcript has 2 exons. Gene Ontology annotation, cellular component: preribosome, large subunit precursor. Gene Ontology annotation, molecular function: zinc ion binding; nucleic acid binding. Bases 552 to 2234 code for a protein of 560 amino acids.